Molecule: messenger RNA, 648 nt
Organism: Amorphotheca resinae ATCC 22711
Lineage: Eukaryota; Fungi; Ascomycota; Leotiomycetes; Helotiales; Amorphothecaceae
Exons: 2
Coding region: 1-648 (215 amino acids)
Biological process (GO): RNA processing
Cellular component (GO): cytoplasm; nuclear exosome (RNase complex)
Molecular function (GO): RNA binding
Source: RefSeq, a predicted model, not a curated record
AUGGCGCAAGUAGUGCCAAUCGCUGUGCCGGGUCAACUCCUCGGAUCUACGAGCGAGUUCCGUCCUGGCCCAGGUACUCAUGUCCACAACUCCAACCUCUACGCUUCGAUCCUUGGGCCCAUCGCGACCACCGUCCCUCCCAAACCCCCCGGACCUCAGAAGCGACUGACGAAGAUCACCCCGGCUGCCCCCACGCCUCUUCCGACGAUUUCAAUCGAGCGGGAUAUAUCAAGCGCGAAUGAUGGGAAUGCAAAGACGAGAGCGGAGGUUUUGCCAGAGGUCCACAGCACGGUGCUGUGCAGGGUGACGAGAAUUACUCCAAGGCAGGCAUCGGUUGCGAUCCUAGUCGUUGGAGAGACAGUCUUGGAUGGGGAGUGGCAAGGGUUGAUUAGGGUACAAGAUGUCAGAGCUACAGAGAAGGACAGGGUUAAGAUAGUUGAAAGUUUCAGGCCUGGAGAUAUCGUCAGGGCCGUCGUGAUCUCGCUGGGUGAUCAGGCGAAUUACUACCUCUCCACCGCAAGUAACAACCUGGGCGUUAUCAUGGCCACUAGUGAGGCUGGCAAUGCCAUGUAUCCCGUCUCUUGGAAGGAGUACAGAGACCCGGAGACAGGUGCGAGUGAGAGUAGGAAGGUUGCCAAGCCAUUUUAG